Messenger RNA from Mastomys coucha (southern multimammate mouse), 1889 nucleotides. RefSeq names its product complement factor I (gene Cfi). Gene Ontology annotation, molecular function: protein binding; serine-type endopeptidase activity. Gene Ontology annotation, cellular component: membrane. Bases 63 to 1877 code for a protein of 604 amino acids. The record is from RefSeq and is a predicted model, not a curated record. NCBI's taxonomy places the organism in Eukaryota, Metazoa, Chordata, Mammalia, Rodentia, Muridae. The transcript is spliced from 14 exons. Gene Ontology annotation, biological process: proteolysis.
CAGGAGUGUAUCUGGAAUGGACAAGGGUCUCCUGUGGAGACUCGGCCUCGCACUCCUCCAGCAUGAAGCUUGCUCAUCUUAUUCUGCUUCUUUUGGAUCUCCACUUGAGUUCUUCCGGGCACACGCCAGCAUCAGGUCUGCCUCAGGAGGAUCUUGUGGAGCAGAAGUGCUUACUGCAAAAAUACACGCAUCUCUCCUGUGACAAGGUCUUCUGCCAGCCAUGGCAGAAAUGUAUCGAUGGAACCUGUGUUUGUAAACUCCCCUACCAAUGCCCCAAGAAUGGCACCCCCGUGUGUGCCACCGAUGGAAGAAACUACCCUACCUACUGUCACCAGAAGAGUUUUGAAUGUCUUCACCCAGAGAUAAAGUUUUCAAAUAAUGGAACAUGCACAGAUCAAGGAAAGUUUAAUGUUUCCUUAAUUUAUGGAAGCACAGACACAGAGGGAAUUGUUCAGGUCAAACUUGUGGACCAAAAUGAGAAAAUGUUCAUAUGUAAAAAUAGCUGGAGCGUGGCGGAGGCCAAUGUGGCCUGCUUCGACCUUGGAUUUCCACUGGGUGUUCGUGACACACAAGCAAGGUUUAACAUACCCGUAAAUCUUCAUAUAAACACCACCGAGUGCCUGCAUGUACGCUGCCGGGGAAUAGAGACGACUUUGGCAGAGUGUACCUUUACCAGGAGGAGAACUAAGACUCCCCAUGGCUUGGCGGGUGUAGUGUGUUACACACAGGAUGCAGAUUUCCCGACAAGUCAGUCCUUCCAGUGUGUGAAUGGGAAGCGUAUUCCCCAGGAGAAAGCCUGCAAUGGUAUCAAUGACUGUGGAGAUCAAAGCGAUGAGCUGUGUUGCACAGGUUGCCGAGGGAAAGCCUUCAUUUGUAAGUCGGGAGUUUGCAUUCCAAACCAAUAUAGGUGCAACGGUGAGGUGGACUGCAUCACCGGAGAAGACGAGAGCAACUGUAAAGAAGACAGACAGCAUAACAUUCAUGAAGGCGUUGCACGGCCAGAUCAAGGAGGAGAAACUGAAAUGGAAACCGAAGAAACAGAAAUGUUGACUCCUGGUAUGGACACCGAAAGAAAACGGAUAAAGUCCUUAUUACCUAAACUCUCCUGUGGAGUCAAAAGAAACACCCACACUCGCAGGAAAAGAGUAGUUGGAGGACAGCCAGCGGAGGUGGGAGACUACCCAUGGCAGGUGGCAAUUAAGGAUGGCCAAAGGAUCACCUGUGGGGGCAUUUAUAUUGGUGGCUGUUGGAUUCUGACUGCUGCACACUGUGUCAGACGCAGUAAACUUCACCAUUACCAAAUAUGGACAGCUUUAUUAGACUGGUUGAAACCUAACUCUGAGUUGGCAAUUCAAGCAGUGAACAGAAUUAUUAUUCACGAAAACUAUAAUGGAGCUACCUACCAAAAUGACAUAGCUUUGAUUGAAAUGAAAAAGCGCCCGGGCAAGAAAGAAUGUGAACUCUCCAGGUCCGUCCCUGCCUGUGUCCCAUGGUCUCCAUACCUAUUCCAACCGAAUGACACAUGCAUCAUCUCUGGAUGGGGUCGAGAAAAAGAUAACCAAAGAGUCUACUCACUCAGGUGGGGCGAAGUUAACCUGAUAGGCAACUGCUCUCAGUUUUACCCAGGUCGCUACUAUGAAAAGGAGAUGCAGUGUGCCGGUACCAGUGAUGGGUCCAUUGAUGCCUGCAAAGGAGACUCCGGAGGCCCCUUGGUCUGCAAUGAUAUCAACAAUGUCACUUACAUUUGGGGCAUUGUGAGCUGGGGAGAAAAUUGUGGGAAGCCAGAGUUUCCAGGUGUUUACACCAGAGUGGCCAAUUACUUUGAUUGGAUUAGCUAUCACGUUGGAAGGUCCCUUGUUUCGCAACACAAUGUCUGAAGCUAUGACCUC